AUCUCGUUUCUUUUGUUUUGUGUGUUAUCUUAUCUCCGCCUUUGAGCUGGGGUCGCCGGUAACGGCAGCACUGAGCUGUAAGUUCCCCGCAGACGCUGACAGCUGCCUGUGCUGACAGAGCAGGGGCAGCGCAUUAGUAAUUCCUGCUGCUUGUGCCCUACUGUAUGUAACGUUACCGGAACGGUGGCUGUCACAGGUCCGGGAACGGGAGCUUUGUCCAGGCAGUCAGCACAGAGGAGGAGGCGGAUACCACUUUGUCAUACAGAUCUCUAAUGGAGGAACAAUCCUCAUGGGGUGAGGAUGGACUGGAAGAAGAUGAAGAACUGGAUGAUACUGAGGUGGAGAACUCUGGAAGAGCACCCCCAUCUGGGAAGGCAAGCAGCUUUUUGACCAAGAGGGGCAUAACCCUAAGGGUUCUCCUAAAGGAUGGCUUGAUAGAGCCUGGCCAAGGAGUCCUAUCUAUACACUACCUGGGAAGAAAGUUUCAGGGUGACCUCUUAAAUGAUGGAAAAAUUAUAUGGCAGGAGAGUGGUCAGGCAUUUAACUCUCCCAGUGCAUGGGCCACACACUGCAAACGACUAGUUAACCCUGCCAAGAAAUCUGGUUGUGGAUGGGCAUCUGUACGUUACAAGGGACAGAAGUUAGACCAGUACAAAACUGCUUGGCUGAGACAGAACCAGCUUCAUGGGUCAGCUGCUGAAGGCCAAAGUCCACUAACUGAGGGGGAGGAAGAUGAUCUGCUGGAAGAGGAGACAGAAGUGUUCUCUCAAUAUAAAAAGACAGGUAAAAUGGAGCCAAAUGGCAGCAAGAAAGAACAGGUUCAGAGAUGCAACCAUGCUGACAGUCGUACACCUGUGAGAUUUUCCACACUGGGGAGUCGGGAUUCAGCAAGGGACCCACAUACCUUGGUUCAACUUACCUCUUUUAUGGCUUUGAACAAGUUCCAGCCUUUCCAUGUGUCUGUUUCCAGUAACGCCCUCCUGCUGUUGGAUUUCCACAGCCACCUGACACACAGUGAAGUAGUGGGAUAUCUUGGGGGACGCUGGGAUACCAACAGCCAGUUACUGACAGUGCUCCGUGCCUUUCCCUGCCGUUCCCGUUUAAAAGACACAGAGAUGGCUGGAGCAGUAGAAGAGGAGAUCUGUCAUAAUCUGUUUGUACGUGGCCUGUGUUUGGUUGGCUGGUACCACAGUCAUCCCUUCAGUCCCGCUCUGCCAUCUCUUCAGGAUAUUGAGACCCAAAUGGAUUACCAGCUAAAACUGCAGGGCUCAGACAACAGCUUCCAGCCAUGUUUAGGUCUGAUAUGUGGACCAUAUUUCCAAGGAAACCAGGGAAAUCAGUCUGCAAUCUGUCCUUUCUGGGUCAUGCCUCCUGCUGAGCAUCGGUCAAAUGAUUAUGGGAUUCCUAUGGGGGUGGAAAUUACAUACGUACAGGACAGCUUUCUAACCAAUGACAUCCUGCGUGACAUGAUCAUGCUGGUUGAGUUUUAUAAGGGAGGACCAGAUCAAACUGCAUUCCAGGACAUCUGGAAUGAAGGGAAGACUUUUCUGGACAAAAUAAAGGGAUCUUUGGCCAGCAGAACUCCCAAGGAUCCAGGAUUUGAAACUGUUCUGGAGCAAAUUUAUAACCUUCUCAUGCAGCUAGGCUAAUAAAAGCCUCUGAAACUUGUAAUAACCUUCCAGUUUCUCUCAUCAUAGGAAAGUUCUGGUUAACAAUUCCCUAACAUUAAAUAAACAUGUGCACGAUAACAAAAUUGUGUGUGAGAAGGGGUAUAUGUUGUAUCUAGCAGAAAAAAGAGUAAAGUGGACCAAUGGAGACGUUGCCCAUAGCAACCAAUCACAUCCACCUAUCAUUUUAAAGAAUGUCUUGAUAAAUUCUUCUUCAAAGCUGUUUGGUUGCUAUGUGCAACUUCUCCAUUCUUUUCACUGCUUGAUACAUCACAACUUUUGUUACACUCCCCACAAUUUCAUACCGAUACCCUUCCCCUAGACCCCCAACAGGUCGUGUUUUUAGGAUUUCUAUUGGUGGAAACAGGUGGGAUAAUUACUGGGUCUGCAAAAUUAUCUUUUGUACUGCACCACAAGGGAACCACAGCGCCUUGCAGAAUAUGUAGACAUUAUAAACAGAACAAGAAAGAAAAUGAACUUACAGAACAAAACAUGGACAAAGUUUAUAAACAUUUCUGCAGCAGCAGUCAUAGUAACCAAAUAAGCAGCAUGGCGACUAAACACACAGGCUUAAUGUAGUUGUUGGCAGUGGGAUAGUGAUGGUUUAACCACUUAACCCCCACUCCCCCCCCAAAAAAAAAAUCUCCAGAAAUUGUAAUUUCUUUUAUUUAAUAAAGUUACAAAAAAUAUUUAAAUAUUUUAUUUAAAAAAUAUAUAUCUGGGGGGUGUUUAUAAACUUGCCCCUUCCCCUGCAAAAAAUCCCCUUUUUUGCACCUCUUCCUACCUUGUGUCCAAUGUUUUUUGGGGAAAAAUAAUAAAUCUUUUAA
Messenger RNA from Pseudophryne corroboree (corroboree frog), 2494 nucleotides. RefSeq names its product MPN domain containing (gene MPND). Gene Ontology annotation, molecular function: protein binding; metallopeptidase activity. The transcript has 13 exons. The coding region runs from base 273 to 1649 and encodes 458 amino acids. The record is from RefSeq and is a predicted model, not a curated record. NCBI's taxonomy places the organism in Eukaryota, Metazoa, Chordata, Amphibia, Anura, Myobatrachidae.